AUGGAAGCUUUGGUUUAUGAGAAUUCGCCGCUGGCGGAAUAUCUUAAAGGUGAGAUCUAUCGCAAGGGCUUUUCUAUGCUGAGAUCAUUGAAUAACGCGAUUGUUGGCCACUCAGGGGAAGGUGAAUAUGAUGCAGACUGGCCGGCCCAGGAGACAGACAACACCGAUGAUCCUUUCCAUUCGACACCUUCGGAGUUUGCGCCGCGCGGGACGUCAACAUUUCAAGAGCGUGUUCGAAACAGGCUGCCUAAGCCCCUAGAGCUGAAGUCCUCGCGUCAGGGGGCAGUUCUCGGCAAACUUUACGGUGCUUGUUCAGCCGCAUUGAAUUCGCGCCUUGGACGAAACGACAACGAAAGGUUUCUGGAGCAGUUUGGAUACGUCAUUGUUGCAUCGCAGUUAUUGAACGAACACAGCGCUCCCUCAUACACAUCAGCCGCAGACGUGCUAUCGAACUCUCACCUUGCCGAUCUCCCAUCGCUAUCCACAACUUUCGGUGUGCAAGGAGCCGUCGUUACGGCAUCGACAUCCUUCUCAAUCGCAUGGUUGUUGCACUGGAGUCGGUCUCGGACAGGAUCAGGGUUUAAUCCGCGGAAAGUCGGUGUGCUUCUGGUGCUGGUCCCAGUUCUCGGAGUACUGUUCUACGCGUUUGCCAGGCGACAGUGGCUCAAAUAUCUGCGGCAUCAAGCGGUCGAGGCAGCUGUGGUGUUCAUAAGCAAUGCGCAGGGAUUCGACUCGGCUGCAUCGGCAUCAGUUGUGUUCAUACAGGAAGUUGAGCUGGUCUCACGAGGUUAUCGCAUAAGUACGCCCUUGCCUCCCGUAAGCAGGCUUGAGGAUCAAGCGCAAACACGACGAUGUCUGAGACUGCGUCGUACCGUCUCGGAAUGCUUCUACUCAAUGUUGGCUCGCUACCUACAGGCGCAGCGCACACUGCAACCCCUUACUGACAAUGAUAAUCUUGCAAAAUACCAUGAUAUCUACGACGUCUCACUGGAAGAGCUCGCUGAAGCUGCAACAGCCCUGGCCGACCGGGAGACAGAAGACCAGUAUUCAUUGCGCGCGCUGCGGACUCUUUUCGGAAGACUUUACACUGUCAGAAAAAGUAUCCUUUGUUGUCUGCUCGCCCUGGGUGCUGACGGCGGCGGAUCUGACAUCGCAAGAUGGAGUACCGCCAUCGAGCAGAUGAGAGAUCUCGCUCAGGUAACGGGCGCGAAUGUUCAAAAAAUGACUAAUAUCCUCAAUGAGGAAGAUCGUGACGCUAUUCCUCCGUCGCCUCUACCGACAGCCUCUCCUAAUAAGGAAAACCUUCGUGCUCAGUAUCGAAAGCUCAAUACUCUUACUCAAGGCAUCCGCGCCCUCCAUGCGAAGAUGCACCUCAUUCGGGAGCUGUCGACUUCGAACCCUGAAUCCGCAGAUUCUGGCGAACUCGAAGCGGCGUUACUUUCUCAGUACGAAUCGAUUGGGACUGACAUCAGGGGUCUUUUACAAGAAUGGGAGGCUGGCAAAUCUGCAUUGAUGAACAGCAUUGACAAACGAUCUUCGGUAGACCACCUCUCCCGUCCGCCGAGCGCAUUGAAAAUACCUCUGUCGCCGACACCAAGCCUUGGAGGCGUCACUGCAGUGGAAGGGAGCCCGUCGGAUGCGCUUCGGGCCUUGAAUGGUGAAUUGCGCCCAGAUCCGAGCAUCGUCCAAAGUAUGGAUGAUGAUGAGGAGAUAUUCGAAUCCAUAGCUCUUCCCGCUCGCAACAAGAGAGCCUCUUUAACCAGGGAGGAGCGCAUCGCGCGUGUCAAAGAGGACCGGGCAAAGCAGGCCGCCGCACGGGAUCGUGUGGAUGCAAACACCAGCAUGCUCAAAGAACUCGAGAUGGUCAUUAAACAAAGACCUCGUGUCACAGCUUCCAAGCGGGUCACGAGUAUCUGA
This is a messenger RNA of Aspergillus clavatus NRRL 1, 1917 nucleotides long. Its product is annotated as vezatin family protein. Gene Ontology annotation, biological process: translesion synthesis; regulation of DNA replication; mismatch repair. The transcript is spliced from 4 exons. Gene Ontology annotation, cellular component: PCNA complex. Bases 1 to 1917 code for a protein of 638 amino acids. The record is from RefSeq and is a predicted model, not a curated record. NCBI's taxonomy places the organism in Eukaryota, Fungi, Ascomycota, Eurotiomycetes, Eurotiales, Aspergillaceae. Gene Ontology annotation, molecular function: DNA binding; myosin binding; DNA polymerase processivity factor activity.